AUGAAACAUAUCAACUCCUGCCUGAGAAGCGACUUGCAUCCGCUACAAUAUGCCGAUCAGAGCAGGCGCACUGACCGCCCCGGCCCGGCCCCGGCCCCGGCCCGGCAAGGGGAAUCUCGCGAGUGGUCGGAAAACGCGACUUGCAUCAAGCAACCCGUUGCUGUGGUAACGAAGUGUCCUCCCACGGCGGCUGGGAGAGCGGAGGAGAUAAGAGACUUACCUGAUGAGCUAUGUAAUUUGACAAAUUUAAAAGAACUUGACAUAUCAAACAAUGAAUUGAAAGCCAUUCCAGCCAGGAUUGGAGAGAUGAAGAACUUGGAAAAACUUGUAGCUGCAUACAAUAAUAUAACCUAUCUCCCCAAAUCCCUGACAGAACUUGUCAAACUUAAAUGCAUCAACAUUCGAGGAAAUAAAUUAUCAUCACUUCCAAGUGAUUUUGGACAGCUACAGUCUCUAGAAGAGAUAGACUUGAAGGAAAAUUUGCUAGUAAGACCUCCAAAGCUGGUUUGUGAAGGGGGGAAACGCAUUGAAAUAGAGCAGUAUUUGAAAUAUGCAUAUGCCAAGGACAAAAUCUUUCUGGAGAAAACUUUACAAUUAAUACCCAAAAGCAUCCCUGCUGAAGGUUUUGAACACUUCUGUAAAAAGCUUCGUCUACCUUCCAGUGAUAUUACUUCACUUGGAAAAUUAAGGAUGCCAUUGGAAGAGAAAAUAAAGUCCGCUCUAAUAUGGUGGCAAGAUCAUCGUGUGGCCAUGCUAGAACCUGGUGAGGCAACAGAGGAGUUAAUUCGAACACUAGAUAAAGCAGACUUAAAUGAACUAGCUUCUAAAGUGAGAUCUUUAAAAAUUUGUACACAAGCUAUAAAAUUAUAAAAUUUAUACAUAUAAUCCUGUUAUUAAAUUAGAAAAAAUGUUAUUCCUCAUUAUAAAAGAUUUCUGCAAAAAAAAUAGUGAAAAAUAAGUCAUUCUAUCUGACAGAUCACUCUGUGGUGAAAGUUAUAUUACAUUUGAAAUUAACACUAGCAACAUAAAUUUUAUUACUUGUAUUUCUUGGCCAUUAUGAUAUUGCCUUCCAAAUACUGCACAUAACUUUUAGAUGUAAAUCCAUAUGUUAAAAUGCAAACAUGAAAUUUACAUUUAUAUUUGUUAAUACAUGAAACAUGAACAACACAUUGCAAAAUGCAUAAUUCUGAAGUUUUUUAAAAAAAAUUGUUCAUAACAAAAUAAACCAAUUGAAACUUAAUACCUGGAUUAUAUUAA
Molecule: messenger RNA, 1257 nt
Organism: Mobula hypostoma (lesser devil ray)
Lineage: Eukaryota; Metazoa; Chordata; Chondrichthyes; Myliobatiformes; Myliobatidae
Product: leucine-rich repeat and death domain-containing protein 1-like
Exons: 6
Coding region: 1-870 (289 amino acids)
Molecular function (GO): protein binding
Source: RefSeq, a predicted model, not a curated record